This is a messenger RNA of Hyphopichia burtonii NRRL Y-1933, 1732 nucleotides long. RefSeq names its product Spl1p (gene SPL1). Gene Ontology annotation, molecular function: cysteine desulfurase activity; pyridoxal phosphate binding. The coding region runs from base 263 to 1732 and encodes 489 amino acids. The transcript has 2 exons. Gene Ontology annotation, cellular component: nucleus; mitochondrion; cytosol. NCBI's taxonomy places the organism in Eukaryota, Fungi, Ascomycota, Pichiomycetes, Serinales, Debaryomycetaceae. The record is from RefSeq and is a predicted model, not a curated record. Gene Ontology annotation, biological process: [2Fe-2S] cluster assembly.
GUAAUUUCGUGUUCCGAAUCCUUCGGUAUUAUUAUUCCAGGUUAGCUAAGGUAAUAAGCAAUCAGAUACUGCUGUUAGUUUGCUUAGUUUGGUUCCCGGUUUAUAAAAUUUAAGUGUUUUUUUUGCUUUCUUUAUUCAUUUUUCACUUGUUUGCCAUCACGCUGAUUAUUGAAUAAAUUUUGAUUGAAGUAUCGAUUACAGGUGAUUUGAAACUAUUUAGGUCAUUCUGGUAUAUUCCUAGUUGAGUACAUUUUCAAGCAUUAUGUAUACUAGAUCAAUACAACUAGCUAAGGGCUGUAUCUCCGCUCGUCGGGGGUUGGCUACUGCCACAGUUCAGUGCAAAACUUCAGUUCGUCAUUUCAAUAAAGCUAGUUCGAGCUCUUUAGCUACCAAUUCAACCAUUCCUAACCCGGGAGAACUUCACAGAAGUACUCCAAUUGAACCACCGGUGGCAACUCCACCGGAGGGUUCCAGUAUUAGUUUGAAGAGUGCUAAUAGAGAUGAAUCCCAAUUUGGUACAAGACCAAUCUAUUUGGAUGUUCAAGCUACCACUCCAACUGAUUUCAGAGUUUUGGAUAAAAUGUUGGAAUUUUUCACUGGUCUUUAUGGUAAUCCACAUUCCUCGACUCAUGCUUAUGGUUGGGAAACUGAAAAAGAAGUUGAAAAAGCCAGAAAAUACGUUGCUGAUGUUAUUAAAGCUGAUCCAAAAGAAAUCAUUUUCACUUCUGGUGCUACAGAAACUAACAAUAUGGCAAUUAAAGGUGUUCCCCGUUUUUAUAAAAAAACAAAAAAACAUAUCAUCACCACUCAAACUGAACAUAAAUGUGUGUUGGAUUCUGCAAGACAUAUGCAAGACGAAGGCUUUGACGUUACCUACUUAAAGGUUAAUGAAGAAGGCUUAAUCAACUUGGAUGAAUUGCGUAAUGCCAUCCGUAAAGAUACCUGUCUUGUUUCAAUCAUGGCGGUUAAUAACGAAAUUGGGGUUAUUCAACCUUUGAAAGAAAUUGGUAAAAUUUGUAGAGAGAAUAAAGUUUUCUUCCAUACUGAUGCCGCUCAAGCUUAUGGUAAGAUAGAUAUCGAUGUUAAUGAUAUGAAUAUUGAUUUAUUAUCUAUUUCUUCCCAUAAAAUUUAUGGUCCUAAAGGUAUUGGUGCUGCUUACAUCAGAAGACGUCCAAGAGUCAGAUUAGACCCAAUCAUCACCGGUGGUGGUCAAGAAAGAGGUUUAAGAUCAGGUACUUUAUCUCCUCCUUUAGUGGCCGGUUUUGGUGAAGCCGCUAGAAUUAUUUCUGAAGAUAUGAAGUACGAUCAAGCUCACAUCACAAGACUUGCAGAAAAAUUAAAAGCUGGUUUAUUAAGUAUUCCUUCUACUCAAUUUAACGGGGUCCUCAGUGAUCCAUCUAAACAAUACGAUGGCUGUGUUAAUAUUUCUUUUGCUUACAUUGAAGGUGAAUCACUUUUAAUGGCUUUGAAAGAUAUCGCUUUAUCUUCCGGUUCUGCUUGUACUUCUGCUUCUUUAGAACCUUCCUAUGUCUUACAUGCUUUGGGUGCUGACGAUGCCUUAGCUCAUUCAUCUAUCAGAUUUGGUAUUGGGAGAUUCACCACCGAAGCCGAAGUUGACUACGUUAUCCAAGCCAUCAAUGAAAGAGUUGAAUUCUUAAGAAAAAUGUCUCCAUUAUGGGAAAUGGUUCAAGAUGGUAUUGAUUUGGAUUCUAUCGAAUGGAGUGGCCAUUGA